Molecule: messenger RNA, 711 nt
Organism: Bombus impatiens (common eastern bumble bee)
Lineage: Eukaryota; Metazoa; Arthropoda; Insecta; Hymenoptera; Apidae
Gene: Phf5a
Product: PHD finger-like domain-containing protein 5A
Exons: 4
Coding region: 159-491 (110 amino acids)
Biological process (GO): mRNA splicing, via spliceosome
Cellular component (GO): catalytic step 2 spliceosome; precatalytic spliceosome; U2 snRNP
Source: RefSeq, a predicted model, not a curated record
UUUUUAGCAGAAUUUCGCACAUGAACGUUGACUGACGAUCUCCCUAGUUCCUACAUCUCUAACAGAAAGAAAAAUUUCCUCUGUUUUUAAUAUUCUCUAAUCUCUGGUGACUAGUGCGGUAAUAAUAUACGUUAAAAGAAUUUUGCUAAUUCUGUGAUAUGGCAAAACAUCAUCCAGAUUUAAUUUUUUGUAGAAAACAACCGGGAGUUGCAAUAGGGAGGUUAUGCGAGAAAUGUGACGGUAAAUGUGUAAUUUGUGAUUCUUAUGUAAGACCUUGUACUUUGGUUCGGAUUUGUGAUGAAUGCAAUUAUGGAUCUUAUCAAGGCAGAUGUGUUAUCUGUGGUGGACCUGGUGUGUCUGAUGCCUAUUAUUGCAAAGAAUGUACAAUCCAAGAGAAAGAUCGUGAUGGUUGUCCAAAGAUUGUAAAUCUUGGGAGUUCAAAGACUGAUCUAUUUUAUGAAAGGAAAAAAUAUGGGUUCAAAAGAAGAUAAGUACUGGUACCAACAAUUUUUGAUGUGUAUAAAAUUCUAAUGUUGCAAAUAAACAACUUUUUUUAUAAAAUUGUAAUAAUAUCUAUUUUUUAAGUUAAUAAUUUAAUUUCAAAUUCUCUUAAUUUCAAAUACAAUCUCUUUGUUACAAAAUGUGUGUAUGAAUUAACGUUUUUGUAAGUUAUAAAGAAAUUUAAAAUGGAGAAAUAAAUUGUAAUCGUGC